GUGGUGUGUGAUGAAUAUUUGAUUGAUGCUAAUGUUGAAAAAGGCCAACCUUUGGGGACUUUCGUUGAUAAUUGUGUAGCUAACUCAACUCUUGAUCUUAAUAAUGAUCAUUCGCCUAUUUAAAAGGAGGUAACCGAAGUUUCACCCCUGGAUAUGCUAAUUGGGAAAAUGGACGCGACAUAACUCAACUCUUGAUCUAUAAUUGGGAAAAUGGACGCGACAUAUGCUUCAACGUCACGGGCGUCUCCCCAUUUUCUAAAGGAGUUUCGGUGUCUUGGAAUUUUCAACCUUAAGGGAACUAAGAGAUGACGUCAUUGAUUUCGUGAAGAGAUUGAAGAACUGUAUGGCAGAUCACAAUGUGAAUAAUCAUCUAGGCAGUAUUCUAUUUCAUAGGCUAGGAAUUAUUAUUCAGAAAGGUGUUGGGGCGCAAAUUGUUGCGCGACUUCCAGCCAAGUCGUUGUAAUUUCUCUUUUGGUUUGCUUAAUAGAUGCCUCAGCGGCUCCCUUUAAUAAUAAUAAUAAUAAUUCUCCAGGAAGAUGGACCUAGCUCUGGUUUACACUUGAACAUCGCGAAGACGGAACUGUUUUGGCCAUCUUAUGAUACGAGAUGAGAUUUGGACAAUGUCUUUCCUACCAGUAUUGGCAGACCAGCGGGUGGUGUUACACUUCUUGGAGGACCGGUCAGCUUGGAUGGAGUUUUGCAGCAACAUUGUUCGGGGUCGGGUGGAUAAAACUUUACAUCUUAUGAAUAAUAUUCAAGAACUACAAGACCCCCAAAGUGAGUUGUUGCUUUUGCGUAGUUGCGCUGGUGUCUCAAGGUUAUAUUUCGCUCUCCGCACCACCUUCCCCGAGGCACUCCAGGUUGCAGGGUCUCGCUUUGAUGACCACCUUAUGCAGUAUCUGCGCCGGCUUGUGGUUGGAGAUGGGGCUGGUUUUGGUUUGAUUCAACAACGAUUAGCCACCCUUCCAAUCAAAGAUGGUGGUUUUGGCGUACUCACUAUGCAGGAUACUAUGAAGUACUGUUACUUAGCAUCUCAGGCUCAGACUCAACACUUGCAGAAUUCAAUUCUGAAGCUGCCAGCAACAACUGAACUGUCUCAAGGUUUUCAACACGCGAUACAAGGCUUCACCCAAGCUUGUGGUCUAUCCUUAUCCGAUUUCAACAUCAAUGACGCUGCCCCCCAUUUCAUGAAGUCUCUGGCAGUUAUCUACUUCGGUGUUGUCAAGGAAAAGGUACCCUCUUGCUUCUCGUUAUCUACGCGUGAAUCCACCAUUUGGAAAUGUAAUAGGGAAGAGCAUGCAAUGGAUUUUCUUAAGGCUAUCCCUAUUCCAGGGAUUAACCAAGUUGUUGGGCCUAGACAGUUCAGUUUUGUCCUACAGUAUCGUUUAGGGAUACCUCUCUUUGAGAAGGAUAGCAAAUGUGCAUGUUGUGGUAAACAUAUGGAUAUUUUUGGAGAUCAUGCUAUUCAUUGUGCUAGUGAGGUAGGGCUUAAAUUUAGACAUGACAUGGCCAAAUAUGUCUUAGCGGAUAUAUGUUACAAAGCAGGGAUUGUGGAUAGGAAAGAGGUGUCUCUAGGGCUUAUUUCAGCAUACAACAAGGAACUUCGGCCGGCGGAUAUCAUGGUCUAUAACUGGGAAAACAGCAGAGAUGUGUGUAUGGAUGUCACCGGGGUUUCUCCUUUUACUAGUGCUAGGACUCGCAACUUUAUACCAGGGUCUGCUAUUUCUGCAGCCAUCACUCGCAAGAACAAUAAGUACCUGGACAAGUGCACUUCACUCGGCUAUGGUUUUGGGGUUCUAACCUUUACCACUUUCGGGGAGCUUAGUCCUGAUUUAACAUCCUUUUUAAAGAGAUUGAGAAAUUGUAUGGCUAGACAUGAUGCUAAUUUUAAGAUAGGCAAUUCUCUUUUUCACAGACUAGGAAUAGUUAUUCAAAAAGGUGUUGGUGCCCAGCUUGUUGCUAGGUUACCCGCCUUCCCCUGUAAUACUGAUUUUGAUUCAUAAUAAAAGCCU
Messenger RNA from Papaver somniferum (opium poppy), 2012 nucleotides. RefSeq lists its product as uncharacterized. The transcript has 2 exons. The coding region runs from base 597 to 2003 and encodes 468 amino acids. The record is from RefSeq and is a predicted model, not a curated record. NCBI's taxonomy places the organism in Eukaryota, Viridiplantae, Streptophyta, Magnoliopsida, Ranunculales, Papaveraceae.